CAAUCCAACGGUUGACAUGAUUUGAAUUAUUGAUUUUUAGAAUUAGAAAUGAAGAGAAGAGCAUUGAAAGGAAUUCAAACUAGUCACUUUUUUUCUGUAUUUUUAAGAGAAAAUUAAGUAAUUAUUGAAGAUGAAAGGGAUUAUUGGAGGAUGAACUUUGAGAGUGCAGAUCACAAUAAUUCACAGUAUUGGAUUUAUGAAGAAUUAGAGGAAACUGAAAAAGUGGCAAGUAGAUGGCUCAAAAGUGUCGCGCAGUGAUAGGUGCCAUAGACUUUCUGAAGGGAAGACAUCUCGAUAUUAAUCAAUUGGACGAUGCUAGAACUCGACUAGAAUGUCUAUCUCUAUUUCUGGCAGAACUGGAGGAGGUUUUCCCUGAGAACACAAUAUCCACACAACUAGGGGCCUUAUUUCAACAAGCUCAUGAUGGUUUUUCUGAGAUAUGUAAUCCCAUGACUAAAAGUUACACAAAGGCGCUGAAAAUAAUUAAACUGGAAGCUUCAAAGCCAUCAAUAUCAACUAGAAAAAUGAUAUUAGAGGUGCUGAAAAAACUUAGGCCCUGGGGUAUUUGUAGACGAAUCAGAAAAUCAAAUCCAUCAACAUCAUCUAGACAAAUAAUUACUAUGGAGAUGGUGAGGUUUGUCAAUAUUUUGCUUGAUUAUGUACAGGAUCGUACCCCUGAGUUUUCCAAUUAUCUGCGACCUCUACAAGCUAUCUUCACAUUAACUGCAAGUUGGUGCAUUGAGCAUGAGAAUAUGCGGUAUUUCUUCAUCCAUGUUGAGAAUCUAGCUUAUACUGCACUAGAACUAUGUGUCCUAACGACGCACCCCCAUUAUGUGAACUCUGAGUGGCAGGAAUCGAUGAGUGUUUUCGAUUAUCAUUUUGGGCAGAUAGAUAAGAGCCUCUUGACAGCGUUAAAGUCAUCAAGAUCAGAGACUACAUUGAAGUCUGGAUGUAUGGUUGAUGUUGUUAAUGCUCUACGAGAGGAUCUGGAGGUGCAUCCAAGCCAUGUUAGAAUUCAGUCGCUCGAAGAAGGACUUCUUAACAUUUCUAAAUUUCUUCUCGAAUAUACAGGCACUCAACUCAGAAUAUUCAGUUCUCUUCAGUCACUUAUUGAAGUUCUGGUCUUUGAGGCAGCAUUUCUGAUCAACUCCUAUGAUGAGGAUCUUGUUUUUGUUUUGAAGCCGAGGCUUAGUCAUGUCAAUGUAGUAGUCGAACUGAUUCAACUACGUAACAGUCAAGCAACCAUGACAGAUCUGAUUGACUAUGCUUUGGAAGAGCUGAUAGUCGUGACAACUUUUCUCAUGGAUUCAUUAGAGCAGUGCAAACAGCAACCUAAGAUAACUGAUCUUUUAACUCUUAUCCAAUCUGUGACUAACGAAGCAUGUUCAGCUAUUAAAAAUCUUUUAUGUCAUACAAGACAAGAAGACUUGGUCUGGGAAAUGAAUCGCUCACAUUUUCAAUUGCUUCUUAAGUUCAACUUUAUUAAGGCAGCAAUUAGACAGAUGUGUUCCACCAUUUGUGCUUCAUUAACUGAGAUACAUCUGCUGAACUUUCUUCCUAUUAAUUUUGAGGUCAUUGGUUCUUACUUAAAUUCCUCAAAGAAAUCAGUCUCUGGUCACGACAACAUGGAUUUAGUUAUGAUGGGGUUUCAUGAAUAUAUUAUUGACAAUCUGCUACUGAAGCAUGAAACUGAUUUGUCAUUUCCAUUUGCAGAUGAUGUUAAAAAGUUCUACGAUGGAUUGUUGCUCCUGUUAACAUAUCUUCUUGAUCCUCUAUUUCAGUGCAGUGGAUUUGGAACUUUUGCAAUUGAGGCCGAAUCUGUGAAUAGCAACAAAAGUAGGAAGGGCAAUCUAGUUCUUCAGUUUUUGACUGUGGCUUUCAAGCUUAUCGAAUGUGAGAGAAGCUUUAUGGAUCUAGUAAUGAUUGAAAGUUCUCAUGAAGAACUUAUUUAUCUUAGAGUUCUUCUCAUAGGUGUUCUCAGGCAACACACAAUCCUUAAUGAAUUUCAUAAUGUCUUAAAGCAUGCUGAAGUGACUGCCAACAAGAUGGCACAAAUCAUCAAGGGAAGAAGCAUUGAGGAAACUGGGCAUUUAUUAUCUGAGAUUGAGUCUGUCAAUGUAGAGGUCAGAAAAGUAUGCUUUCAAUUUCUGGAUGCAUCACCUUACAACAUGACAGAUGGGGAAGGCCUUAUUAGAUUCUUAUUACACCAGGACUGGCUGCUCAACUUUGAUGCUUGUUCAAUUCCUUUUCUGAAGAACCAGAUCCCAGUAAUCAAAGACAAACUAUUUUAUUUGGGUUCUUUUAUUGCAGAUAUUGUACAGCAUCGCGAUAUGCAUCAAGAGCUCAAAGAUCUUGUGAAACAUGUUCAAGAUAUAAAGUUUGUCUGUCUCUUUCCCAUCAGGGAUAAUGCACCUUCUUGGUGUUACAGGCUAUAUCUCUCUGAUGUCAAGCAAUUGCUUAAGUUUGUCGAGACAGAGGUCGAAACGAUUUGUCUCAAAGUUCCAGAUUCUUCAAGUCAUAGCUUUCCCAAGAUAAAUGAACUAGGAUCUCUCUAUUGUUUCUUGGGAAAAUUGGAUGAGAUGCUAAGUUCUAAGAUCAAUUCAGUUAUCGACUUAAAACUUCAAAUUGGGUCAGUGAAGAAGGGUUUAUUGUGUCUAAGAACAUUGACUGAUCAUUUCCCAGAAAUCAAUGAUGAGCAUGAUGAAGUUUAUAGUCUUAUAACAAGAGUUACUGCAACGGCAUACGAGGCAGAGUAUGUCAUAGACUCGUGCUUGACCUAUUCUUAUCCACUCUGGUACAAAGUUUGUUGGAUUUCUGAAGCUGUUGAGAAGAUUAAGCUUGUAAAUGAAGUUGUUAGAGAAACAUGUGAAAGAAAGAAGAUAGAUGUGACGGUGCACAAAGUUAAAAAGACCUCAACUUAUCUUGUGCCGUCUUUAUCAGCUAAUACUGAAGGAUCAAAUGAAGAAAUGGAGAGUUUCCAGGAGGCGAUGGACCAAAUGAAGAAGCAGCUACUUGGAGGUUCACGUCAGCUAGAUGUAAUCUCAUUGGUCGGCAUGCCGGGAAUCGGUAAGACUACUCUAGCCGAGAAGAUUUACAAUGAUCCAGUAAUCAUCUCUUGUUUUGAUGUCCGUGCUCAGUGCCGCAUGACUCAAGCAUAUUCAUGGAGAGGUUUGUUGCUCUCCAUUUUGAAUGGUGUGCUUGAGCCUAUUGAUCGCAAUGAAAAGGAAGAUGGCGAAUUAGCUGAUGAGCUGCGUCGAUUCUUGUUGACCAAGAGAUUCUUAAUUCUCAUUGACGAUGUAUGGGAUGAUAAAGUGUGGGACAAUAUACAUAUGUGCUUCAAAGAUGCUCGGAAUGGGAGUAGAAUUAUUCUAACAACACGUCUGAGUAGCGUUGCCAAUUAUGCUAAAUGUGAAAGUGAACCUCAUCAUCUUCGCUUGUUCAGAGAUGAUGAGAGUUGGACAUUAUUACAGCAAGAGCUGUUUCAAGGGAAGAGUUGUCCGCCUGAAAUUGUUGAUGUGGGGUUUCGAAUAGCAAAAAUAUGUGGAGGGUUGCCUCUCUUCAUUGUAUUAGUUGCUGGUGUUCUCAAAGAGAAAAAGCUAAUAAAAGCAGAAUUGUGGAAGGAAAUAGAAGAAAGUCUAUGUUUGCUGAAUAUUGAUAGCUUGGAAGAGAGCAUGUCUAUAAUUGGAUUUAGUUACAGGAAUUUACCACAACAGCUGAAGCCUUGUUUUCUCUAUUUUGGAGGACUUUUAAAGGGGAAGGAUAUUCAUGUCUCAAAAUUGACUUGGUUGUGGGUAGCUGAGGGUUUUGUACAAGCAAAUGAAGAAAAAGGACUAGAAGAUGCUGCAGAAUGUCUCUUGGAAGAUCUUAUUAGUAGAAAUUUAGUCAUGGGCGUGGAGAAGAGACCCAAUGGAAAGCUCAAAACAUGUCGUGUUCAUGAUCUGUUGCAUAAGUUCUGCUUAGAGAAGUCCAAACAGGAGAAUUUCCUUCUUCAUAUCAAUGGAUUCACUGGAGAGGAUUCAUUUCCUGAAAUGUCUAUGGAUUACCGGUUGUUUGUUCAUUCUUCUGAGGAUCAGAUUGAUCUGUGGCAGCCAUCUCGCUCAAAUGUUCGCUCUUUGCUUUUCAAUGUGAUUGAUUCAGAUAACUUGUUAUGGCCGCAUGAUAUCUCUUUCAUCUUUGACAGCUUCAAACUUGUUAAGGUGUUGGAUUUGGAAUCUGUCAACAUUGGUGGUACUUUUCCUAGUGAAAUACAAUUUCUAAUUCAUUUGAAGUAUUUUGCUGCUAAAACUGGUGGAAAUUCAAUUCCUUCAUGUAUAGCUAAUCUUUGGAAUCUCAAAACUUUUGUGAUAAGAGGAUUGGGAGGAGAGGUGAUACUACCUAAUUCACUUCUAAAGAUGGUUAAAAUAAGGAAUAUACAUGUAACUCAUCGUGCUUCAUUUAGUUUGCAUGAGAAUAUUGGUGAAUCACUUGCGGACUCUCAAUUAGAUAAUUUGGAAACCUUUUCCACUCCACAUUUCUCUUACGGUGAAGAUACAGAUAUGAUAUUGAGAAAGAUGCCAAAAUUGAGAAAGCUGAGUUGCAUAUUUUCGGGGACAUUUGGCUAUUCAGAGAAAGUGACGGGAAGGUGUGUUCUCUAUCCCAGAUUAGAGUUUCUAUGUCAGCUUGAAUCCCUUAAGGUUGUCUCCAACAGCUAUCCAGGUAAACUUCCACAUGUCUUCAGUUUUCCCUCAAAACUUAGGGAAUUGACUCUGUCAAAGUUUCGUCUACCAUGGAGCCAAAUCUUGAGUAUUGGAGAACUUCCUAACUUGAAGAUUCUAAGGUUACUUCUCAGAACCUUUGAAGGGGAUGAAUGGGAAGUGAAAAAUUCAGAGUUCCGUGAACUCAAAUACUUAGAAUUGGAGAACCUCAACAUUGCACAGUGGUCUGUCUCCAAGGAUGCUUUCCCAAUUCUUGAACGUUUGGUUUUAACCAAAUGUAAGCGGCUUAAGAAAAUCCCUUCUCAUUUUGACGACGCUGUAUCAUUAAAAAGCAUUGAAGUAAACUGGUGCAGCUGGUAUGUUGCUAAUUCAGCCCAGGAAAUUCAAGUGUUUAAGCAAGAUGAAUUGGCAAAUGAUGUGUUCAAAGUUACAAUACAGCCUCCAGAUUGGGAUAGAAAUUCAUCUCCUUGACUCGUUAUCUGGCUAGAAAACAGAAGAUGGAGGAAGACCUCAGCUAGGUGGAUUUUCUGUUGAAGGAUCUUCAGCAAUAAGUGAAGUUUUCGAAUAAAUUUCAACUUAGUGAUUUGUGUAACUUGUAAUGAAUUUAUGAGCAAGAGCUCACGUCCUUACUCUAAACUAUUGGGAAUGUGAAAUUAUUGUUAUCAGUGUGCUACAUUCUUUUUAGAUCUGUAUCUUGAAAAAUUGUCGUUAUCAGUGUACUAAAUUUCUUGAACUUGUAGAAUUGUGGGAUUUACUAUGCAUAAUCCUUAUU
Molecule: messenger RNA, 5466 nt
Organism: Solanum stenotomum
Lineage: Eukaryota; Viridiplantae; Streptophyta; Magnoliopsida; Solanales; Solanaceae
Product: putative late blight resistance protein homolog R1A-4
Exons: 4
Coding region: 234-5165 (1643 amino acids)
Biological process (GO): defense response to other organism
Molecular function (GO): ADP binding
Source: RefSeq, a predicted model, not a curated record